Molecule: messenger RNA, 1723 nt
Organism: Cucumis sativus (cucumber)
Lineage: Eukaryota; Viridiplantae; Streptophyta; Magnoliopsida; Cucurbitales; Cucurbitaceae
Product: probable galacturonosyltransferase-like 3
Exons: 1
Coding region: 507-1508 (333 amino acids)
Cellular component (GO): Golgi apparatus
Molecular function (GO): glycosyltransferase activity
Source: RefSeq, a predicted model, not a curated record
UUAAAUUAAAUAAGAAAGAAAAAUUAAAAUUCCUAAAAAUACCAUAGGGUUUAGAUUUAGAUAUUAUUGUGUUUGUCUCCAAUCAAAGCAAAUACCGGGGGGCUAAUGAUGCUACACUAUUACUCUUACGCAAGUGCUACCCCUACCCCUUCCCAAUCAAUUCAUUAAUUUUUAAACAUUCAUAUUCACACCCCUUCCCUUCAAUCCAACGCUCUCAACUCAAACCAACUACCUCUCAAAUUUGUUCCCAUCAUCCGAUGGAUCGUGCGGCUCUUUCACGAAAGGGAUUGUGUAGGCGCGUCCACACGAAAUAAAAACCCGACUGCAGUCACGGCGAUGUUUAAAUGCCAGCCUGGCUUCUUUUGUCCGUUUAAUAUUCCGGCCCCACCAAAAAAGUAAUUUUACUCUAAAUUCCCAAUUUACCCCUCUCUUCUUCUCAAAGCCUUCGUCUACCUUUUCCUUUUCCUUUUCCUCUUCGUCUCCCAGAAGGAAAAAUAUUUGCCCUAAUGGCUUUUUUGGUUUUACUCUUCUUCCUUGCCCUCACCGUACGCUUCCCCUCGACGGUCGUAUCCGCCGAGUUGCCGCUUUUUAGAGAAGCACCGGCAUUCCAAAACGGCCGGGAAUGUCAAAGGACGAUGAAGCCUUCCGUUAUCCAUAUCGCCAUGACUUUAGACGCUACCUAUCUCCGAGGAUCAGUAGCUGGAGUGUUUUCAGUACUUCAGCACUCAUCCUGCCCGGAAAACAUAGUGUUUCACUUUAUUGUCACGCACCGUCGUUUAGAGCUACGACGCGUCAUCACCACUACAUUUCCUUACCUGAAUUUCCAUCUUUACCAUUUUGAUUCAAAUCUCGUGAGAGGAAAAAUCACCUACUCAGUUCGACGAGCUCUAGAUCAGCCAUUGAAUUACGCGAGAAUGUACUUGGCAGAACUAUUACCAGUCACCGUUAAUCGAAUCAUUUACUUCGAUUCAGAUCUGGUAGUGGUGGACGACGUAGCGAAGCUAUGGAAGAUAAAUUUAGGGAAUCACGUGUUGGGAGCGCCGGAGUAUUGCCAUGCGAAUUUUACGAACUACUUCACGGCGAAAUUCUGGAUGAAUUCAGAAUAUGCGGCGGCGUUUGAAGGGCGGAGAGCGUGUUAUUUCAACACAGGGGUGAUGGUGAUCGAUUUGGGGAAAUGGAGGGAAGGGAAAUACACGGAGAGGCUUGAUAAAUGGAUGAAGAUUCAGAAGAAGAACAGAAUUUAUGAACUGGGAUCGUUGCCUCCAUUUUUGCUUGUUUUUGCAGGGGAUGUUGAAGGAGUUGAGCAUCGAUGGAACCAACAUGGGUUGGGUGGGGAUAAUUUGAAAGGGGUUUGUAGGGAUCUUCAUCCUGGUCCGGCGAGUUUACUCCAUUGGAGUGGAAAGGGGAAGCCAUGGUUGAGAUUAGAUGCUAAGAAGCCUUGUCCACUUGAUAGCUUGUGGGCUCCUUAUGAUCUUUCUCGUCAUUCUUCUCUAUUUUCUGAUAAUUGAAGUUGGCGCCGGAAGGGAAAGGGUCGCUGUCAAUGCCGCCGGUGACGGUGGUUUAUGUAAAAAUGGAUUCGUUUUUUGUGAAGAAGCUACAAAUUUUUUUUAAUCUUUGAGGUUGAAUCUUCUUUGUCAUGAUGUAAUUUAGAUUGAAUUUGAUUGUAGACGACUAAGAAUUAUAAAGUUGAUAUUAUUAUUGAACAACAAACGUUUUAGACAAA